Trematosphaeria pertusa is the source of this 1367-nucleotide messenger RNA. Its product is annotated as NAD(P)-binding protein. The transcript has 2 exons. Lineage: Eukaryota; Fungi; Ascomycota; Dothideomycetes; Pleosporales; Trematosphaeriaceae. The record is from RefSeq and is a predicted model, not a curated record. Bases 257 to 1087 code for a protein of 276 amino acids.
GCUUCCAUUACUACUCUCCUGGGCUCAGUGACGAAAGUACGACUCUAUCGCUGUUUCGAAUUCCAGAAUUGGCGAUACGCAGAUGGCGUCCUAUCCAGCGUUCCUAUUUUUCUCGAGGCUAAGGUUAAGGAGGUGUUCCAAUGUUAUCAAAGCAUCCUCAGUACUGCCUUAGUCGCGCCAGUACUUAGGCCACUCGUUCCACCCGAUCCUGAUGCCGCACAACCCUCCACUCUUGCAGGAAAUUUGAACAUCGACAAUGCCUCGCGUCUUCUUCAUCACAGGUACAAGCCGUGGCCUCGGCCAUGCUUUAGCCCAAGUCCUGCUUGACGCCGGCGAGUACGUCGUCGCGACCGCUCGCAACCCAGCCACCCUCUCCUUCCGUGGAACCACGCCUGCCAACUACCUCCCCCUCAAGCUCGACGUUACGUCCACCCCUGAUAUCGAAGUCGCAUUCACUUCCACACUUGAAAAAUUCAAGCGCAUCGACGUCGUCAUUAACAAUGCUGCAUUCGGCCUCGUCGGUCCCCUGGAAACUCUCACCGACGCCCAGAUCCGCCAACAGUUCGACACCAACUUCUUCCCCGUUGCCACCAUCACACGCAAGGCAAUGGGGGUCAUGCGCACGCAGUCGCCGCCCGGAGGCGUGAUAAUGCAAGUCUCAAGCGUGGGCACGCUGGUCGGUUUCCCUAUGCUGAGCGCCAUGUGCGCGAGCAAGUGGGCAAUAGAAGGCUUCACGGAGGCCGUGAGACAAGAAAUGAAGCCAGAAUGGGGCAUCAAGCUGGUGUCCGUAAAGCCGGACACCCUCGACACGGAUGCGCAUACCAAGAGCAUGGUGUAUGGAGAAGUAGUGGUGCCGCAGUACGCCCAUAUGGAUGGGAGGGCAUUUGUAAAGAGUCUUAUGGAGAUGCCGGCUGUUGAUGCGGCGAAGGCGGCAAAGGCCAUGUAUGCGUUGUCGAAGAUGGAGGACCCGCCGAUGAAUGCGAUUCUUGGGGAUAAUGUGCGCAAGAUUGCGAGGGACAAGAUGAAGAGGGAUGAAGAAUUGUUGGACAGGGAUGAUCUUGUUGGGCUUGUGAAACGCAAUGACUAGUACUGGAAGAGUGGGAUGUGGCUUUCCGGUCGCAUUGAGCUCUUUGAUGCCACAGUUUUUCCGAUGUCUCUCAGAGUCACUCCCCCUAGUAUCUCGAAGACAGCAACAUCGGCGCCUGAUUCUUUGGCCAACCAGUUCCUCAACUCUAGACCUACUAACGAGUCUACCCCGUAGCUGUCUAACGUCGAAUCAAGGCCUAUUUGCUCAGCUGGGAGGCCAAGAACUCGGCUCAACUUCAUCCUGAGUGACUCUGAAACAACAAGGCCACCGGCGGUGAAUG